CCUGGAGGUUGGUUUAUGAUGGCAUUUUGAACGUCUUCAUGUUCUCGCAUGAUGCCAACUAGCAACGAGGUUGGGGAGGAUAAGUAUCUUGUCUCUCUUCCCCGUUUCAUUUCCUUUGUGCGUGCUUCCGUUUCUCUAUAGCCAUAAUCUAAUAUCAAUUCUCUUCAAACGUUGUCAAGAUGGCACCGCUCCUCUCCCUUCUCCUUCUAGCAGCUCUAGCAACUGCCCAAAGCACUACGAUCAUAGUAUCAGAUGGCGUCUCAACAACGGCUGUCCUGCCGGCGUGGCCAUCAGAGAGCUAUUCCUCUACUACCACCACGACAGAUACAUCCGUCCUCCUAUCCGGAUCAACGACCACCACGACAACUCUAUCCCCAACCCUAACACCCACACCGUCCAGCACACUAAGCACCGUCACACCAGGCGGUCCAGCACUAAACUCCACCUCGACCUCGACCUCCACAGCAGCAGAGAUAUCCUCCUACCUCUCCUCCAUAAUAUCCAUUGAGCAAUCCACUCUAACGCCCACGAGCACCAGCACGGACUUCAUUACAUCUACUACGUUAGUCGGAACGACGACUAGUACGUUUUACUCGACCGGAACCGGCGGGUUGCCUGGGUAUGGGAAUGCGACCAGUACGGCAAGCCCGAGUCAGUAUACAGGGGCUGCGGUGAGGAAUGAGGGGGUUAGUGCUGCUGCGUUGGUGGUUUUUGUUGUUGGGGCUUGUGUUGGGUUGUGAGGGAUGAUGAUGAUGGAUGCAGUAUAUGACCAUGAUGAACGAUGGAGCGAGGAGUUUUGGGUGGAGUUUUGGGAUUUUGAUUUGUGUUUUAUGAGUUAUGAUAUGACUAAUGCUUAUACCCCAUACCCCAUUAUCCAAUCUGCCCCUGAUCUUCGCUCGAGUCUAGUCGUGCUGUGUGGCCGGGAAUUCGGUGAUAUAUGCACUGUAUGGAUCUGGGCCUGCGAUCGUGUCAGCUAUCUUGUCAUGUAUGUGAAGACAACAAGAUGCGAGAGCAUGUUUGAGUGA
Molecule: messenger RNA, 1025 nt
Organism: Mollisia scopiformis
Lineage: Eukaryota; Fungi; Ascomycota; Leotiomycetes; Helotiales; Mollisiaceae
Exons: 2
Coding region: 180-740 (186 amino acids)
Source: RefSeq, a predicted model, not a curated record